Messenger RNA from Letharia columbiana, 4635 nucleotides. RefSeq lists its product as uncharacterized. The transcript has a single exon. The coding region runs from base 1 to 4635 and encodes 1544 amino acids. NCBI's taxonomy places the organism in Eukaryota, Fungi, Ascomycota, Lecanoromycetes, Lecanorales, Parmeliaceae. The record is from RefSeq and is a predicted model, not a curated record.
AUGGCUUCGCGGGGAGCAUUUGGCUUCAAGUCUGCGAAGCAAUCAGGCAAAGCAGAGUCAAAGGAGAAGACACCAGUGGGCCCAUCACCAAGACCGCCCAUAGCGUCUUCAGCAUCCAAUUCCUCGAAAAUGCCGACGCAUUCUUCCUCUUUUUUUUCUCGCAGCAAACACAUUCGGCCAAAAGUCGAUUCUUCGUCCUCGAAUAUCGCAACAUCCUCUAACACUUCAACCAGCAAAUCGCAGAGCUCGCUCCGUGUCGCCACCACAAGAAGCGAGCCGGGAACAAGGACAAUAGCUGAGCCGGCGCGGAAUGCGGGAUUGGGGAUCUCAACCUUGACUCAAUCUCCUGGGAUACCUGCGCCUAAGUCGGGGAAGCAGGUUCGCAACAUUUUGAGGCGUAAGGCCCCAAUAGUGCAGCACGGCCAAUAUGCUCGUACUGAUUCCUCGGCUUCUUCAUACGAACCAACGCCAUCAACAAAUCCGCUACAGACUGUCAGUUCGCCUGGAGGCUACAGGGACGCUUUUCCUGGAUCUGUCUUUGGAAUCGCCGUGCCCGCUGUGUCCAGCACACCAGCUCUGGGCCAAAGCUCGGAGUUGGCUACUUCGAGCUCUCGAAUGGCCAGCUACAACACUCGCAACACCCCAGAGGCUUUGUCCACACAAAAUUUGCCUCCUCCGACUCCUACCUUCGCUGAUAGCGGCUCGUCUACUCGCCGCUCCGAAUCGCCUGGCGCCUUCAGUAGGACUUCCACACCUACAUCCAUGUCAUCGCAGUCGCCGGGGGUCUCGACCCCAAUCAAGGCUCCCAUAGGCAGAAAGCAGCUUAGUCCAACCCGGAGCCGCCCACCUGUGACAAGACGGAAAUUUCCAGGCGUUCCGCUGCAAGAGGACUCCAAUAUCUCGCGGAGUCGAGGCCUCACAGCGGUGCGAGAAUCCUUGACCUCUUCGUCGUCUUCAUCUACUGUCAAAGGCACUGAUAGGCGUGACGGCUCUCAAGUUCAUUCAACCUCAAACCGGUCAACUCCUAUCCCUCCCAGUCCUCCUGUACGGCAGUCGUCCAUGAGGUUAGGACCAUCACCUCUUAAAGACCACGGUAGAAGGCGGGAGUUUAUUAAAGGUGCGCCAGAUCUACGUUCAUAUGAUGCUGUGGGACUGCAAAGGCCCCACGGUGAAUCUUUUGUCGCACAAAACGACUCAUACCGACACAAUUGGUCCCGAACGCCACCUCCCAGGCCGAGUCGAGAAGGGACUCCAAGUCUUGAUCUUAACGACACGCUCGACCUCUUGCAGGGUACCAAAACCCGUAUUAUUUUGGAUAGAGACGUCCCAAGCAGCGAAAGGGCGGUUGGUACAAAUACGAGUCGUACUGCAUUGGGCCGCUUUCCAUCUAAUGCGUCCUCGAUGUCCGCGAGACCAUCCCGAAUGCCAUCACCAAAUCCGGUCGUUACAAAUCCUCUUCGACCGAUUCGUAGCGAACCCUCAAAACCGCAAGCUCUACCGUUGGUGGAGACUAAUGUUGGUGGUGUCCCAUCCACGAAAGAUCCUAGUCCGCUGAGUGCCAGCUCCAGCAAGUCCUCUUCUCGAUUUGGGUUUUUUAUGAAGCGCACAAGGUCGCCGUUGGACACCGCAGCUUUCGAGAAUCCCGAAAAGGCUGCAAAGAAGGGUCCAGCUGCGGGGACUGGCCACGAAGGCUAUGGAAAAUAUGCGCGACGAGGCCGAAGUGGCAGUAUCAGUACCAGCGCCAGCAGAGGUCGGUCAACAAGUACCAACAGUGCUGGACGUACGUCCAUCAGUCGAAAAAGCAGUUUUACGAGCCGGGAUGACCAUGAGAUGGACGAAUUCCUACGGGAAAGACUCGCACCUGUAGUCAUGACUGGAGGCGGUCAAGCGAUCGACGGUCGUACUUUGGCUUCAGUACAUCACCCUACGAGCAGUGGAGAAAGUGCAGCGGCCAUGACGUCAAGUGAAAGUCUUGAUGGAACAAGUGAGCCGCUUUCACGCCAGAUGCUUAUGCGCAGCGAAACCCCAGGUAGAGAGCUCGCCAAUAUGCACUACCUCCGCAGAGACCAUCGAAGGCUACCUGACAGGAAGGAUAACCCAGAAUACCGAAUGAAGCAGCAGGAGGAAGGGUACGUGGGUUCGUCAUACGGGGAGCCAACAUUGGCGGCGCGGCGCUCGGCGCAUCGAUCACAAUUGUUUGGAAAAGCGGUCGAAGUAAUGAAGAUUCCCGCACCAAUCGACACACGGGCUGUUGCGGCCUCUCCUAGCAUGGAGAGCCACGAUGACCUUCAGUCCAUUCUUAUUCGGACAGAUGGUACGCUUCAACUUAACGAUAACAUAAUUGAAAGGCGUGAGGGCAAUUGGCUCAAAUCACAGAAUCCUGAGGGUCGUGCAAGAUCAAGAUCUCCAAAAAAAUGGGCCUUUUUCCAGAGGGCACAAGCUUCCCCAAGAACGCGAGUAGAAGCCAUCGCGCCGCCAUCAAGUAACGAUCAGACCAGUGUCAGAGAGCUCCCAGCAACGGUAUCGAGCCUUCCGAAAUCUCGAUCUGUCGCAUUCUACGCGCUGCUUGACGGCAGCGAGCAAGAAGUCUCAAACGAGAUGGGUGUUAUACAAUCAGCAGAGAGGAAUCGACUUAACACUAUCCAUAGUGGAGUACCGGCUUCUCUGAGCGCCCAAGACAUUUCUCCGCAGCGAGACCACAGGCUUUCCACGCUUUUGCCUUCACCUCCGAGGUUGAUCGCAGAAUCCCCCAACCUUCGAGUUCCACUCACGCCCAGUGUCAUUCUCCGCCCGCCUGAGGCCACAACUGCAGCUGCGAGGGAAGUCCGACCUGUUCCACUCCCCGAGCCUAAGAAACCUCGAUUGCAGCAAGUUGGCCGCAUUCCCAGAGUCGUCUCAAAGCGUGAUCGUCCACACAAGCCGCCCCCUCAGUCUUUCUCUCGGCCUUUUGCACGACGUCCCUCUAUUGUCAACGAAGCCCCCACAACGGUUCCAGAAAUAGGAGCACAAAACCACGUUGAGCGACCGCGUCUAGGAAUACUGACCGAAUUCAUCCCCUCCAAUACUUGGGGUGACCAAGACUCUGCCAAACCAGCCAGUGCCCCUGUGAAACCCAGCGAAGGCUUCUAUAGAAUUGAUAAAGACGAGUUCUUAGCCUUUCCGCCAAGGAUUGAAUCCGAAGUGUCGGGCUCAAGCAGCUCCGGAAUCUUAAGCCUCGUUGGGACGACCGCUAUUGUUCCCGAGCCGGGUACUGCUCCUGAUGAAGAUGAGGUCUGGAACGAAUACAACGAAUUCCUUGACACCGUUGAGUCUCCCGCCCCAUUGGCCGAAGAGUCUAAAAACCCCCUUAAAACAAUCCUACGAAAAGGUGGGUGGGCACCUGAGCCUCUUCAUAUUCGGAAGGUAUCCUCGGGAACGGGUUCAUCGAGCAGCAUUGAGAAGAGAGUGUCAGCAACAUAUCCUGGUAUAUCGGCACCAACAAGACCUUUACCUAGUCCUCCAGAUAGGUCAAAGCUCAGUGGUUCUGGACGACCCGCAACUCCGGUGACUAUCUCCGAUCUGUCGGCAGGGUAUGGCGAUCAGAAUAGAUCCGGUGCGAUCAACAGGCGACGGAGCUUGUCCAGUGGCAGUCGGUAUAGCACGAGCUCGAUUGAGUCUGACCCCAAUUGGCUUGGCGGCCGUGAGAACAGGCAGAAGAAGACAAGCACCCCUCCUGUAUCUGCAAAGACUCACACGGGACCUAUCGUCCAGAGUAGCUUGAGAUUCGAUGCGCUUAUGACCAGUCGCUGGCUUUCUUUUGAUAGGGUCUUGUUCAGUCCAGCUCUUGUCGAGGCAAAGCGCAAUCACAAAGAUCGAGUCCUAGUGCUUGAUGGACUUGGUAACGACGAUUGGUCCUUCUACUGCGCCGAGACUUACGUGGACGUUGACAUUUUCAACCUGAGUCCUAAACCUGCCAGCCCGCCGCAAAUUGGAGCACUUCAGCUCCCCAAGAAUUAUCAUCAAGUCCAGCAUGUUGAUAUCAAAACACCGUUUCCAUUUGAAACAGGAUCCUUCACAGCUGCUGUCUUCCGCUUCCCAGCUGCAACGUCGGAGGAUGCGUACCUCAACUCAAUUUCAGAGUGCAUGCGAGUGCUCCGUCCCGGAGGUUAUCUCGAAAUGAGUAUUCUAGACAUAGAUAUGGUAAACAUGGGCAACCGAGCCAGAAGAACCCUUGGUGAGCUCAAGUACAGAAUGGCAGUUUCUCAACCAGAGUUGGACCUGAGGCCGUUGUCAGACAGUCUACAGAAAAUGGUGAAGCAGAGCGGGUUCGAAAAUCUUAAUCGUUGCGUGCUGAACGUACCUGUCGCUGGCCACGUAUCGAGGUCUCGGUUUCGACCUGGGUCGUUAGACGAGAACAGCGGCACGCUGGGAGACUUGCGUAAGGAGCCUUCUGGCCAGGGAGACGGAGGUCUCGCGAAGAGUCUUGCUAUAGUGGGAAGAUGGUGGUUCACAAGGUGUUAUGAGAUGAUUACAUUACCUUACGGAGGUUUGGAGAGAAGCAUAUGGAAUGACGAGGCACUCCUGCAGGAGUGUGAGAAAAGAGGAACUGGGUUCAAGCUGUUGCUGUGCUACGCUCAAAAGCCGGUAGACCCUUAA